Photinus pyralis (common eastern firefly) is the source of this 935-nucleotide messenger RNA. It is a transcript of the gene Nacalpha, whose product is annotated as nascent polypeptide-associated complex subunit alpha. Gene Ontology annotation, biological process: protein targeting to membrane. Lineage: Eukaryota; Metazoa; Arthropoda; Insecta; Coleoptera; Lampyridae. The coding region runs from base 111 to 761 and encodes 216 amino acids. The record is from RefSeq and is a predicted model, not a curated record. The transcript is spliced from 3 exons. Gene Ontology annotation, cellular component: nascent polypeptide-associated complex; cytoplasm.
UGCACUCGCCAAGAGUUAUUUUUAUUGGUAUUGCAGAAAUCUGUAAAUUUUCUUUACCGGCAAUCCUCUUUUUGCAUUUACAACCUCCAUUUAUUUAACAUUAAGCUACGAUGCCCGAAUUAACCGAAAUAGAGAAAGCAACAGUUGCAGAAGCAAAAUCCGAUCACAGUCAUUCCUCAACUGACAGCGAUACCGAUGAUGAAAUUCCGGAGUUGGAGGAUGCAGGUGCCGGAGGUGCGGCGGGUACGGGGGCCUUUCCGGGAGCUGCCGCCGCCGCCGGUCUUCCAAUUGACAUGGUGUCAAAGGCAAAGCAAUCGAGGGGAGAAAAGAAGGCGAGGAAGAUUAUGUCUAAACUUGGCCUUAAACAGGUACAAGGCGUAAACCGGGUCACCAUUCGCAAAUCUAAGAAUAUCCUGUUCGUUAUAAACAAACCCGAUGUUUAUAAAAACCCAGUUAGCGAUACUUAUAUAGUGUUUGGGGAGGCGAAAAUAGAAGAUCUGUCUCAGCAAGCGCAGGUUGCGGCAGCCGAAAAGUUCAAGGAAGUAAAUCCGGCAGGUGACGGAGCGUCCGGCAAUCCUACCACAUCGGUAGCACCGAUCGCGGAAGAGUCUGAAGACGAAGAAGUGGACGAGACGGGGGUUGAAGACAAAGAUGUCGAACUUGUUAUGACGCAGGCGAAUGUUAGUCGUAGCAAAGCCAUUAAAGCUUUGAAAAAUAAUCAAAACGAUAUAGUUAACGCCAUCAUGGAACUCACAAUGUGAUGACUUUGAGUAUUUAUUGUCGGUGUUGUUGCUUUCGUUAAUUUACCAUUUAGUCACAUUGUAAUACUGUAUAUACAAGGCCAAUUGUGACCUUUCAAAAUCAGUUGCAAAUAGUUUUAAAUCUUUGAACGUAAUGCCCUAAUUUAAGUUUAAAAUAAACAAUAUUUCGAUUUA